GCCGAGCUGGCAGCACUCCGGCGCAUGGAGCAGGAAACUGGCGAGCGCGCGGCGCUUCAAAUUGCACAGAAGAUAUACAAGAAGAUCGUGGAUGACAACAUGAAAUGGUGCUUGGACAACUGGCACCGCAUCAUCAAGAAGGAGAAGUCCCAGAAGAAAGAAGAGGAGGCCAAGCGGAAGCACCAGGAUGAGUUGGACAGAAUUCGGAGGGAAGAGCUUGAGAAAAAGGACAAGGCGGCGCAAAAGCUUUCAGACCAGAUGUUCAAGAAGUAUUGGGACGAUAACGUCGGCGUGGUGGUGGAAAUGUGGCGCCGUCAAGCUGUGUUAACCAAGGAAACGAAAGCCCGCCGCAAGCACGAGGAGGAACUUGCUCGACUCAAGCGAAGUCACAAAGAAGUGGGGACCAAGGCUGCCUUGGAGAUCGCUGGGCGGAUGUCCAAAGCGCAUUGCGACAGCCUGCUGAAGCUCAGUGUCUCCUCCUGGCGAGUGUGGGCACACCAAACGAUCAGCACACGCAAAGAAGAGGAGGCAAAGAAGAAGUACGAGCAGGAUAUGGCGCGCAUCCGCAGAUUGGAGAUCGAGAAGGCCGACAAGGCCGCAGAGGUGGCGGGGCUCAACAUGUUCCGCAAGGUGAUGAGCGACAACCUGGGAGUGAUUGUCGCAGAGUGGAAGGAUUUGACGAAGAAUGAGCUACUUCACAGGAACGACAUCGAUAACCUCAAGAAGGACGCCAAUGGGAAAGGUUGA
Molecule: messenger RNA, 747 nt
Organism: Symbiodinium pilosum
Lineage: Eukaryota; Dinophyceae; Suessiales; Symbiodiniaceae
Source: the annotation of a GenBank genome assembly